GCCAUCGAGGUAGGACGGUUUCACUCUUGUCAUGGGGCUGGCGCUACGGGGCCGCGUGCUAGCCGCGGUGGAAUCCCGCUGGGGAACUGGCAGUUGGAAGGAGCUUGUCCGGAGGGCAAGGACCACAGAGACACGCAGCAGGGAUCUCCGCACCCCAGGGAUGUCCUGGUGCCCAGGGUGGUGCUGGCCCGCGAGCGAUAGCAGCAUGGCCACCCCUGCCUGGCGAUGGGGCGUCUUCUUCUCUGCACUCUGCAGCCCAGGGGGGAGCAACAGCCAGGGCACCUCGUCCCAGCCCAGUGGCCUGGGUGGGCAGGGGCAGCUGGAUCUCGGGGGUCCGGGAGAGGGUGACGGCAGCACCCCCCCUCAUCCAGAGCACCAAUUCAGGCGGUGGGCAAUCAUGGCCCCUGCUCUAUGGAGCAAGGAGGAGGAAUACAGCUGCCAGUACGGCUCGCCCACGUACCUGGCCCUGUGCGGCCUGGGUGGUAUCGUGAGCUGCGGCAUGACUCACACGGCGGUGGUGCCGCUGGACCUCGUGAAGUGUCGGAUGCAGGCAGAGCCCAGCCGCUACCGGAGCCUGAUGCAGGGCUUUUCCCUCACUGUGAAAGAGGAGGGGAUGCGUGGGCUGGCCAGAGGAUGGGCUCCCACCUGCUGGGGCUAUUCCAUGCAGGGCCUCUGCAAAUUUGGCCUCUACGAGGUGUUCAAGCUGCGCUACUCUGAACUGUUGGGGCCUGAGCGAGCCUACCUGUACCGGACCAGCCUCUACCUGGCAGCCUCAGCCACCGCUGAGUUCUUUGCUGACAUCGCCCUCUCUCCCAUGGAGGCAGUCAAGGUGCGGAUCCAGACUCAGAAGGGUUAUGCCAACACGUUACGGGAGGCUGCCCCCAAGAUGUAUCAAGAGGAAGGGCUGUGGGCCUUCUAUAAGGGAGUGACCCCACUCUGGAUGCGCCAGAUCCCCUAUACCAUGAUGAAGUUUGCCUGCUUUGAGCGCACCUUGGAGGCGCUCUAUGCCCACGUGGUCCCCAAGCCACGUAGCGAAUGUACCAAGAUGGAGCAGCUUGGUGUCACCUUUGUGGCUGGUUAUAUUGCUGGUGUCUUCUGCGCUGUCGUUUCCCACCCGGCUGACUCGGUAGUGUCUGUGCUCAACAAGGAGAAGGGAAGCAGUGCUUCGGACAUCCUGAAGAGGCUGGGCUUUAGAGGUGUAUGGAAAGGCCUCUUUGCCCGCAUCCUCAUGAUUGGGACCCUCACAGCCCUGCAGUGGUUCAUUUAUGACUCGGUCAAGGUCUAUUUAAGGAUGCCCCGGCCCCCACCACCGGAGAUGCCUGAAUCACUGAAAAAGCACUCGUUCUUUAACUAGAUCCAGCCUGCAGACUUCACACGGUGAACUCCACUCCUGCUGCACUGAAAUGCCUCAUCCAUGUCUCUCUAGCCUGUGUCAAGCUCUGGGAUCACCACCGUCUACUCUUCUCCAGAAUGACACCCAUCAGAUUAGUUAUCUUUCUCCCACAGACCACGAUGACUGCACUGCAUUCAGGUCCCAGCUGUCUCAGAUGCCAAAACCUCUCCGUCUGCAUACACGCAGACUUAUAUUUGAUUUAUUAAAGGUCUAGUUCGUCAAAGCCUUCAGUCUUGCAAUAUAUGACUCUUGGGAUUUGUCAUGUCUGUUUUCCGAGACUUUUGAAACAAGACAGGUAGUGCUGCCGUGCUGUAGGGAAAGCUGACAGUGCUGUAAGCGGGUGCUUGUUUUCAGAGAUGUACAACUUUUAGAAGAGCCAGAACAUUCCCAAUGGCUGCAAAUAUUAUAGUAAAUAAGUUAAUAUGUUCAGAUACUAAUGCAUUUACAAUAUCCCCCGCCUAUAGUGUUGCUCCAGGUGAUCUACUAGAAUUUUCAACAGUUUCUGUUUUUAUAUUUUACUCUAUGCCAUUGAUAUUUACUAUAUUAGGGGUGUAAAAUACCACAUAUGUUAAUAUUUUUACAGCUUGACAUAUUUUUAAAGGUUAAGGUGUUAAUAAUAUUCUUCUGUGCACAUGGAGCAAUAUUUUUGAGAUGUUUGGAAGUGUGUUUAUUAAUGAACACAUAAAAGUGUCCUGGCUCCCAAAUUUUAAAAUCUGUGCAUAAAACAGAGUUAAUUCAGACCUUCAACCUCCUUCUCUUGUUUUAAAUAAACCAUUUAGGAUAGAAAUAUAGGUAUUAUUAGCCCUAUUUAUAUGUCAUUUCUCUCUCUUCUCUGACUUUCCUUUGUUUAAAUAUAGAUCAAACUGACAUGUGCCAUGGGUUUACUUUAAUAUAGGGGUAUGGGCAUGGUGUAGCUCAAAUGAGAUACUAUAUGCUGGCCACUCAUUCCUAUGCAAUUCAUUUAGCUUAAUGCAUUUUUCCCAACAUGUUAUUUGUUAAAUGUCUAGAUUUUUUUUUAGGAAUAUACA
Molecule: messenger RNA, 2421 nt
Organism: Alligator mississippiensis (American alligator)
Lineage: Eukaryota; Metazoa; Chordata; Crocodylia; Alligatoridae
Product: solute carrier family 25 member 3-like
Exons: 1
Coding region: 32-1354 (440 amino acids)
Biological process (GO): mitochondrial phosphate ion transmembrane transport
Cellular component (GO): mitochondrial inner membrane
Molecular function (GO): phosphate transmembrane transporter activity
Source: RefSeq, a predicted model, not a curated record